UUAGCUGUGUUUUCUUUGAGGCACCAUGGAGGAAAAGGGAUUGGUGCUUUUUGAACAUUGCUAUGUUGCAGGCGCCUUCUUUACCUGGUCGCCCUGGGAGACCCGGUGCCUGCCUUCUAUCCUGACAACCCUCACUGCAACCAGGGUGAGCACGUUGGGUUCUCCAGGAAGGAGGCUCUGAGACGGACAUUAGCAUGGAGGAGGUUUACUAGCAGAAGAUGAGAGGGGAAAGCUGGCUCGGGAAGAGGGAAAGGUCAAGUUGCAAUGUGAUCUCCACUGAAGCUUUAGCUGGCCUCUAGCUCCGAAGAAAAGAAGACCUUCCAGUGGUGUUCUGAGUCUGGGAAGAACCGAGGGGAGAGAGGGAAAGAGGAGGGAACCAGAAACAUGGUGGAGUAGGAGGAUCCUGAGCUCACCUCAUCCCAUGCACACACCAAGGCAACAGCUACACCUGUACAACUGAUCUGAAAAUGACCUGAAGACUGGCAGAAAACCUCUUCUACAGCUAGUCAUAGAGAGAAUGCCACAUCGAAAAGGGUUAAGAUGAAAACAAAAAUCUCCCCUGUGGAAGUGACAUUUAUGUGACUUGAAGGAGGAAGAGGAGAGAGUCAGCAGCCAUCACCAGACAUCUGGCUUUGGAAGCAGUUUUGCUGAAGAGAACACAACCUGUGCCACUGAAUCCAAACAGCAUUCAUUCUUGGUGGUCGCGAGCAUCCUUGCAUCCAGAGAAAGGAAUCACUUUGCUAUUUUUUAUGGUUUAAUUAUAUUAUUGCAUAAAACAUUUUGGCUGUAUAACUUUCUGGACUUCCCUGUUUUACAACCAAUAAUCCCGCUGAAAUGUGAAAUGUACCUAAAAUUAACAAAGACAGGGUCUCAUCCCACAUCUCUGAUUUCAUUUAGGCUUGAAGAAGUAGUCCAACAUCACACAGAGUACAAAGCACAGGAACAGUGAGACCUAGGUUUGCUCCCAGCUCUGUGCCGCAAAGUCACUCACUGGUGACCUGAACCAUCUGUAUUCUCUCACCAACCCAGUUUAUUGCUUGUCUCUCUCUGGGAAUAUCAAGGGAAAAAAAAUGGAGAAGAAGGAGUCUUAAUGGAACGUGUUCCCCUUAAUUAUCAUUAUAUCAGUCCUCUUUUCCCUAUAGACAUUAGCCUCUCUUGCAUUUCAAUCCUGCAUCUGCUCUUUUGCUGGACAAGAGAGAACUCCAGACCCAGAGUCUACAACACCUUCCUGCUCAGGAUCUUGGCUGAGGAUGUGAUACCUGCUACCUUGGGCCUAUGAAAAGAGAAGAUCAAGGAAGAAAAUCCAAUGAAUUGAGGAUGGUAGAAAAAAAGGGAAAGCAUCAGGCUUGAUCUCCAACAAGAACCUUCAAUCAAACACUAUGCUUCUGGUUAAGUAAAUAGUACGCUUCCUUGUUUGCAAACCAGUGCUAAUCGUGUUUUCUGUUACUUGUCUACAAAUGGGAUUAGCCAGGGCAAUAAAAUGAUGUCUAAACAGGUGAUAUAUAGGGCUGUCACUCAGAAGACCAUAAAAUCACCUCUUGCUGAUGAAAGAUAAAACAAGAGACCUAUAACAUGGGGCAGUUAACAGAAGGCUCAGGUGCUGGCCUUAUCAGGUUGCCAAGAAGAAAGGAAAGGGAAGAAUAGAAAGGCAGAAGGACUCCCCUUGGCAGAGAACCAGAACAAAAGCAGCUGUUGCUUAUCAUGGAUGCACUGAAGUUUAUUACAGUUGUGUGUCACACUCAAGCAAGCAGUUCUUUGAAAGUUUACUGGGGAGUGUGUUUGUUUGUCUGUGCUUUCUUAUGUGUUGAGGGGUGCCUAAGUCAGUUACCAUAACAUAUAAAACAUCCUUUCCUGGCCACUCUUUGUAAACCUCUUCUGAACUCAUCUGUGAGUUAAUUUGUUCUGCAGCCAUCCUCCCUGGUUCUUCAAACAGCUUGGAGAGAUCCAGAGUCUUCCAUACUGGCACUGAUUUUCUCCUAUCUGUUCUCUCUUGAGACUGUUCACAUGUUCCCUUCCUUCUCGACCGUACUGGAGCUCAGAGAUCUCAGCUUUCUAUCUUUCCUCCCAGCCCCAGGACAUUGCUGUUCUACAGGAUGAAGCUUACAUCUUACUUCCUUCUCAUUCUCAUCCUCCUUCUCCAGCUGAUGAUCCCAAGGUAUGCUCAGUGUUCCUUGGACUCCAUCAUGGACACAAAGAUAAAGGAAGCUCUCAAUGGCUUAGGUAACAUUUCAUGUACCAGUAUCUUUAGCUCAGGCAAACUGUCUUCCUGCCCUGCAGCUAAUGUCCAUAUAGGAAUGGUUGUCACCAGCUGUGCUUGUGGCUAUGGCUGUGGUUCCUGGGAUAUCCAGGGAGAAACCACAUGCCACUGCCAGUGCAGCACUAUAGACUGGACCACUUCCCACUGCUGCCACCUGACCUGAGGGGGAGGAGGAUGAGAACCCAACUGUGUGACCAUCACAGUAAUGAAACUACACAUCAAACAGGAAACCUGACUCAAACUGUCCCUUUCAUUUGUUACAGCCUGCUUCUUGGGUAGUAAAGACAACUCUUUGCAUCUCUCUGUGUUUGUAUUUUUGAUAUCACUGCCCUGGGCUUAGAAUUCCUCUAGCCAGAAAAUUUCUCCAGGGUCCCAAUUACUCCAUCUCAGCAAGGAUUAGUAAAAAUAUGGGGAGACUGGGAAAUUUGAGAUUAAUAUUCCAGCCUCCUAGUUCCCUCAUUGUUUAACAAAAGGACAAUGAUUAUGCCAGACAUUUUGCUUGGCACAGAGAAAAUAAAUAACAUGCAUGCUCCUAUGAGGCUCACUGAAUAGAAGAGUGGGUUCCAAACUAAGUGCAGGCAGAUUUUCCAAGGUAGAGGCAGGUAAGGAUGGUUUUAAAAGAAUAAAUUUCUAGAUUUCUGGCUUGUGUAUAUACUGUUUCCUAAACUUAUGUGUCAGAGAUCUAUUUUGAUCAAAGUGAUGAAUUUGCCAUUGUCUUUCUCUCCCAUAACAAAACAAAAAUACAGCAUUUAUCUGCCAUUGAACCUUACCAUAAUUCAUCAUCCUGGGAUAUAAAUAUCUACAGAAUGGAAUGGUCCAAAAUACUGGCACCAAUGUCGAGUGAUCCAGUGACUGGGUAACAAGUCCUUUCACAAGUUGCAGGACUUUCAGUGUUUGACACAAUAUUGAAAGAGGGUAUCAUCCAGUUAUCGAUUGGUAGACCACCAAAAAUAAUUUUAAUAAUAAGCUUCAGUAUGACUUUUAACAAGUAACUCAAAAGGAAUUCAAAC
Messenger RNA from Felis catus (domestic cat), 3267 nucleotides. RefSeq names its product resistin like beta (gene RETNLB). The transcript is spliced from 9 exons. The record is from RefSeq and is a predicted model, not a curated record. Bases 2094 to 2420 code for a protein of 108 amino acids. Lineage: Eukaryota; Metazoa; Chordata; Mammalia; Carnivora; Felidae. Gene Ontology annotation, molecular function: hormone activity. Gene Ontology annotation, cellular component: extracellular region.